UUACUAUCGGCGCACAUACUGCCUACAGCGCUGGCCAGGGAUUAGUUCAACGCUCCGAGGAGCGAGAGCUUGGACCGUUAUUUUUUCAACAUCCCCAUCUCUGAGGUAUCAAGGAUGCACCCCGGAAAGGUUCAGACUGUCUCCCGAAGUAAGAGAGGAGUUUUGGAUGUAAUUUUCGUAGUUUUGUUGGUUUCUGCGGUUCACUCUUAUAACAUCGACGCCGAGCACCCGUUAGUGUUCCGCGGACCUGAAGGGGCGUUCUUCGGGUUUUCCGUGCUACAGCACCACUACGACAAUAGCCGCUGGGUGCUGGUGGGCGCCCCCAAGGCUAACUCAACCUACAGUACCUCUGUACGGACCCCGGGAGCCGUCUACAAAUGCCGAAUACACAGCAACCCCGACCGCCGCUGUACAGAGAUGGACCUGGGCAGAGGGAACAAAAGGGAAGCCUGUGGGAAGACUUGCCAGGAGGACCGGGAUGAUGAGUGGAUGGGAAUUAGCUUGGCCCGGCAGGACAAACCCAAUGGAAGAGUGCUGGCCUGUGCGCACCGUUGGAAGAAUGUCUUCUAUGAGUCCGAGCAUAUCAUGCCCCACGGCUAUUGCUCAGUUAUCCCUCCCACACUUCAGGGCAGCACACGCUCACUCAUCCCCUGCUACGAGGACUAUAAGAAGACAUACGGGGAGGAGCACGGAUCGUGUCAGGCUGGGAUUGCUGGUGUCUUUACAGAGGAGUUGCUAGUGAUGGGCGCUCCGGGGUCGUACUACUGGACUGGAACAGUAAAGGCACUCAACUUGACUUCAGAUUCGUACUACUCUAUCAGUAAAGGCGCGGCCAGCUCUGAGCGAUACAGCUACCUCGGAUACGCUGUCACAGCUGGACACUUCUCCUCGGCUACGGCUACUGAUGUCGUUGCUGGGGCCCCUAGGGACGGAAACCAGGGAAAGGUUUACAUUUUCAAAAUAGAAGGGUUAUCUCUGGUGAAGAUUUUUCAAGCUUCAGGGAAAAUGAUGGGCUCUUACUUUGGCUCCUCAUUGUGUGCAGUUGACCUGAACCAGGACGGCCUGUCGGACCUGCUGGUGGGGGCACCGAUGCACAGUGAGGUCAGGGACGAGGGCCAGGUGGCCGUCUACCUGAACAGGGGCAACGGGUACAUGGAGGAGACCGGGGUCCUAACAGGGGACAGAGCUUACAACGGCCACUUUGGAGAGUGCAUCUCCAUGCUGGGUGACAUCGAUGAUGAUGGUUAUGAAGACGUGGCAGUUGGAGCUCCCAAGCAGGAUGACUACACUGGAGUAGUAUACAUUUACCAUGGUGACAAAAAUGGGAUUGUCAGCACUUACUCCAUGAAACUGACCGGUCGCAGCAUCCACCCUUCCCUACGCAUGUUUGGUCAGGCAAUCUCUGGUGGUGUGGACAUGGACCAGAACGGUUACCCAGAUGUGACUGUUGGAGCCUUCAUGUCUGACAGUGUGGUGUUACUCAGGUCGAGGCCUGUUAUUACUGUGGAUGUGUCCAUACUUCUGCCCCCAUCCAUCAACAUCACAGCACCGUCGUGCCAUGAUGGCCCUCAGCACCUGAAUUGCCUGAACGUCACCCUGUGCCUGAGUUUCCGAGGGCUGCAGGUACCAGGCCACAUUGAGUUGCUGUACAACUUGACAGCUGAUGUGGAGAAGCGGAGGAGAAGUCAGCCCACGAGAGUGUUAUUUGCACUUAACGGGGAGCUGAUUGGAGCUGUGAGUGAGAAGAUCCACCUGAGCAUCAAGCAGCCGGUGUGUCAGCCCUACGUGGCCUACGUCAAGAAAGAGGUGAAGGAUGUCUUCUCGCCCAUCGUGUUCGAAGCGGCCUACAGCCUCGGUCAGCACUUGCUGGGGGGGUCUGAGAGAGAGCUGCCCCCGCUGACCCCAGUGCUUCGCUGGAAGAAGGGCCACCGCAUUGCCCAGACCAACAUGGUGAGCACGCUGCCUACCCGCACUGCAACUUACAUCACUGUCCCCACAAUAUUCAAUAAAUGAAUGUUACAUUUAUAAAAUGCUUUUCAAGACACCCAAAGCAC
Messenger RNA from Brienomyrus brachyistius, 2054 nucleotides. Its product is annotated as integrin alpha-9-like. Gene Ontology annotation, molecular function: integrin binding. Gene Ontology annotation, biological process: cell-cell adhesion; cell adhesion mediated by integrin; cell-matrix adhesion. The transcript has 17 exons. The coding region runs from base 115 to 2013 and encodes 632 amino acids. Lineage: Eukaryota; Metazoa; Chordata; Actinopteri; Osteoglossiformes; Mormyridae. Gene Ontology annotation, cellular component: integrin complex; external side of plasma membrane. The record is from RefSeq and is a predicted model, not a curated record.